Molecule: messenger RNA, 1813 nt
Organism: Arabidopsis arenosa
Lineage: Eukaryota; Viridiplantae; Streptophyta; Magnoliopsida; Brassicales; Brassicaceae
Source: the annotation of a GenBank genome assembly
CAAGAUUUUUGAGGAGCCUUGUUUCUUCCGAGAAUCUUGUUAAUCAUUUUGAGAGACUAAUGGAGAGUAAUAUGCAAAAUUUGUUGGAGAAAUUGAGACCUCUUGUGGGUGCAAGAGCUUGGGAUUAUUGUGUUCUUUGGAGACUAAACGAAGACCAAAGGUUUGUGAAGUGGAUGGGAUGUUGUUGUGGUGGGACAGAACUCAUAGCGGAGAAUGGAACAGAAGAGUUUAGCUACGGAGGUUGUAGGGAUGUUAUGUUUCAUCAUCCUCGGACCAAAUCUUGUGAAUUUCUUUCCCAUCUUCCAGCUUCCAUACCUCUUGAUUCCGGGAUAUACGCGGAGACUCUUCUGACUAACCAGACGGGUUGGUUGAGUGAGAGCUCGGAACCAAGUUUUAUGCAGGAAACAAUCUGUACUAGAGUUUUGAUUCCUAUACCGGGAGGACUAGUGGAGCUCUUUGCGACCAGACAUGUCGCUGAAGAUCAGAACGUGGUGGAUUUUGUAAUGGGACAUUGCAACAUGUUGAUGGAUGAUUCUGUAACGAUCAACAUGAUGGUAGCAGACGAGGUCGAAUCGAAGCCAUACGGGAUGUUAUCCAGUGAUAUCCAGCAAAAGGGUUCGAAGGAAGAAGAAAUGAUGAAUCUCCCUUCGUCUUACGAUAUCUCUGCUGAUCAGAUCCGACUCAAUUUCUUGCCUCAGAUGAGUGAUUAUGAGACACAGCACUUGAAGAUGAAGAGUGAUUAUCAUCAUCAAGCCUUAGGGUAUCUCUCAGAGAAUGGUAACAAGGAAAUGAUGGGUAUGAACCCAUUUAACACGGUGGCAGAAGACGGGAUUCCAGUGAUCGGCGAGCCUAGCUUGCUUGUGAAUGAACAGCAAGUUGUUAACGAUAAGGAAAUGAAUGAGAACGGUAGAGUGGAUUCAGGGUCGGAUUGCAGCGACCAGAUUGAUGAUGAAGAUGAUCCAAAGUACAAGAAGAAGUCAGGAAAAGGAUCUCAAGCCAAGAACCUGAUGGCUGAGAGACGGAGGAGGAAGAAGCUAAACGAUAGGCUUUAUGCUCUCCGGUCGCUUGUUCCCACGAUAACCAAGUUGGACAGGGCGUCGAUUCUUGGCGAUGCAAUCAACUACGUUAAGGAGUUGCAGAAUGAGGCAAAGGAACUUCAAGACGAGCUUGAAGAGAACUCAGAGACUGAGGAUGGAUCUAAUAGGCAGCAAGGAGGGAUGAGCCUGAACGGGACAGUGGUCACUGGGUUUCACCCGGGGAUUUCAUGUAACUCCAACAUUCCUAACGUGAAACAAGAUGUUGAUCUUGAGAAUUCCAAUGAUAAAGGACAAGAAAUGGAGCCACAGGUGGACGUGGCUCAGUUAGAUGGCAGAGAGUUUUUCGUAAAGGUGAUUUGCGAAUACAAACCAGGAGGCUUCACAAGGCUAAUGGAGGCACUGGAUUCUCUGGGACUAGAGGUCACAAAUGCUAACACGACUCGCUACCUCAGCCUUGUCUCCAAUGUCUUCAAAGUCGAGAAAAAUGAUAACGAGAUGGUGCAAGCUGAACACGUAAGGAACUCGUUGCUAGAUAUAACCCGGAACACAUCUAGAGGAUGGCAAGAAGAUCAGAUGGCUACCGGCUCUAUGCAAAACGAAAAGAACGAAGUUGAUUAUCAACACUAUGAUGAUCACCAGCAUCACAACGGUCAUCAUCACCCAUUUGAUCAUCAGAUGAAUCAGAGCGCUCAUCAUCAUCACCACCACCAACACAUCAACCAUUACCACAACCAAUAAGGACCAAUUCCGCAAAGCUAUAAAGAUGUCUGCUUUAC